Saccostrea cuccullata (small rock oyster) is the source of this 3327-nucleotide messenger RNA. RefSeq lists its product as uncharacterized. The coding region runs from base 56 to 892 and encodes 278 amino acids. Lineage: Eukaryota; Metazoa; Mollusca; Bivalvia; Ostreida; Ostreidae. The record is from RefSeq and is a predicted model, not a curated record. The transcript has 10 exons.
CGGAAGCGAUUAUUUGCGAAAGUUUAUUUUAAGUAUACAAAUAAUUCAUAAUAACAUGAUUCCUGAUAUGUGGUAUAGGUAUUCUUGGUACACGUUGUUCUGUGUAUUUCAUCUGUACAUUGCACGAUCUUUCGGACAAGACAAUUUUUAUCCAGUUACUUCCUGUACCGAUGCCAGACUUAAAGAUAUUCCGCUAGAGCUACUGCAAGCAUGUGCUAAAAAAGGCUUCUUCAUCCACUGUCUCGCAAAGGUAUCCGAUGAAAUGGGGCUCAGUUGUUUUGACACCAUUUGGAUAGAAAAAGGAAAAUGUCCUUACUACAACAGUUAUCAGGGGAAUCUGGACGAGAGGGAUUGUAUAGGAUCUGACUGUGCGACGAUGACAUACAAAUCACUUCUGUCUGUCAACUAUAAAGGAUGUUACCCAAAGGAACUCGCAUCGACAGUGUCAAUAACUACAGUGUCAAAAAAUACAACUACUGUCAUGAUCCAAACUACACAACAAAAUGCAACAAAAGACAAAAUGCGUUCAACAACAAAAGAAGCAGAAUCAAACAGAAAAGAAAUCAUUAGGUGUUCAGAAGAAUCUUUUCUUUCACUGGCAGUCGUAUCUAUCACCAUAAAUAUUUUGUGCUUUAUCGUGAUCAUUGUUGCACUGGUAAAAAAGACCUGGUAUCAACGAAGUAGAAUGAACUGCAAAACUCUGUACUUUAAAGUGCGUGGACGUCCACCUAAAGACAUCGGACAGCAGGAAAUGAAAGACCAAAAUGACAUCGGACAGCAGGAAAUGAAAGACCAAAACGGUGUUGCUGAUGACAAUAUUGACGCUGAAACGCCUUUAAAUCAAGAAGAUACCUGUUCUGGUGAAAGGAAACCUGUAGAAAGAAACCUGUAAAAAAACUGUAAAAGAAUAAUUUACAUAGUUAUUUUAAAAUGUCUGAUAUAUUGUUCGGGCUAUGAACUCUUCUGCUAAGUAUGAUACAAUCUCGAUCAUUAUGUCAAAAGUUUUUCAGAUAUGAUUAUUCAUUGGCAUAUAAACUGCAUGCUUAAUUAUAUACUUCAGUGUAUGGAUCAUGAAACCUGGGAAGCAUGGAAAAGUUUUUAAUUUAUAAUUUAUUACUGUCGUUUUUAUGGAAGGUAAAGAAGGUACAUGACAGUCAAACUUUGACAGAUGCAAUACUUGUAUGUUACACAUACCUUUUUACUGUCGCAUCGCAACGGAGUUGGAGAGGAAAUAGUAUAAUUUAACGUGUUUGCAUGUAUCUGUGUGUGCGUUAGUUUGUGUGUGUGUGUGUGUGUUAGUUAGGGUGUGUGUGUGUGUGUGUUAGUCUGUGCGAAACGGAAGUGACGUAAUUUGCAUCAUCGGCAUCGAUGUCGAAUGCUGCCUUGAUAUACUCAGUAUAGAUAUGCUCUUUGUAAUGGGAUGCCCCGCUUUGCGGUGUACUUGUUUCAACAAUUUUUGAAUUCAGUGAGAGAGAAGCACGAAAGUUGUCAACCCAAAAGUAUUUUAAAGUGUUGAUGUAACCCAUAUUAGCAAUCCCUUAACACUCCCUGCUUUGCUAUUAUGUUGAUGUGGCCUUACAUACUUUUUCAUUUUAUUGAUAUUCAUAUUCAUUGAUAUUCGUUGUAAAAUAUUUUUAACUUAAUUCAUGGCACAGUGAAGUCCAAAAUUAUUAGAAGUAAUGAACCAUAAUAUUGUAAGCUUGUGAUUAUCAAACUGUAGGUCAUGUUGCACAACAUUUUUUAUGUUAUGACUAUUUAUUGCCAUGUCCUUAUUUCUAUUUUAAAUAUUACUUGAUACCGGUAUUGUGGGUUAGUAUUGUGCCGGGUUUUCUUGAAAAUGUGCAAAAACAGAUCCGGUGUUCAUUUUUAUACAUGUAUUCUUUAUUGAGAUAGAAGUUAAUGGUUCCUUUGAGAGGGCCAUCAACUUCUCAGUAGAAAAUAUUAUUUAUGUUGUAUUUUUUUAUUUAGAUAGGAAAUGUUGAAAAAUUGUUAAGUCGUACGAAAAUUAGACCAUCAGAAAGUUAUCUCCCUUGCCUUGAACAGCAUUUCAACCAAUGAAAUAAUUGAAAAUUUUCUCAUCAUGCAAUUUCUAUCAAACACAAAAGAGAGGAAGUGCAUAGUCCGAAGACUGUAAAAAACUUCAACUAUAUAAUACCGUCUUCUAAGGAAGACGGUAAUAACUUUUGAACCAUGAGAGAUAGAAACUUAAUAUUUAGUAUGUUUACUCUCCUUAUUAAGCUCUUUCAAUCGUCACCAAGGUCAAUGACCUUGUGACCUUGACUGUGACCUACAUGCUAAAAAUAGCUUUUUCGAACUUUCGCCAUUUCUUUUGAACCAUAAGAGAUGGAGACUUCAUAUUUCGUAUGCCUACUCCGCCAAUUAGGUUCUUUCAAACGACACCAGUGUCAAUGACCUUGUGACCUUGACUGUAACUUAUAUGCUAAAAAUAACUUUUUCGAAUUUGUUGCCGCCGGGCGCAUAGUGUUUCAUAAACACAUCUUGUUUUUUUAACGACAAUACUUCUACAUUCUUGUCAUCCGAUUUAAAUAGAACUAGGUGAAAAUUGGUUCAUUCUGUGUUAAAGCAUUUUCUUUUGAAAUGGUGUAAACAAGUCGUGGACUCCUGUUGUUUUUAGGGAAGUCGGAAGCUAGGUGCCAUGUUAAGCUUCCUAGUUUUAGGUUGUUUUCAUUAAACAUGCGGAUUUAAUUCUUUCGCAAACUUUAAGGAUGACAAAUGACAAAGAAAUUCCAUUGAUAAAAAUGAAAAACUGUACACAUAUGAUUCUUGUGUUUAGGUGUUAUUAUUCACUUUCAAUUAAAUAAGUCAAUGACCUACAAUUCAUGCGACCGUUCCCUAAGAAACUCAAUUUUUUCAUUUUAUGGAAAAUAUUUUCUUUAUUUGCAAAAUAUUACAAGCAACAAAAUUCUUUAAUAGAUAACGAAAUAUAAUAGUUGUGCGACAUAUGAAUAAACAAUUCACUUUUAAUUUUUUCCAGUAAUUGUAAAAUACUUAAAGAAUAAUUGCUUGGGACUUCCAAAUCGCUUCGGCAUAUCCAUGGUAUUCGAGAUAUCAGAGUUAGAGAUAUCGAAGUUUACUUUUUUUAUUAAACAUAUUGAACUUCAAAUAUUAUAGCUAUGUGCAAUAUUCUGAUAAGUACAAUUGUGUUCAACAAUCUUAUGUAUUAUGAUAAUUUACAUGCAAAAUGUCUGGGUUUUUCCUUAAAAUAACCUUAUUUUGAUCUAUUUUUAUUUUGAAUGUAAUGAACGUCUACAUAAGUGUUUAAUAAUUGUUCUUUUUCUGCCAUUUUUAAUAAAGGAUGAUUGCGUC